CCUCUAUGUAAAUGUGUUGGCAAGGGAGACGCAGCGGUUCAUUCAUCAUCUUCUUCCAGAGAGAGAGAGAGAGAGAGAGAGAGAGAGAGAGAGAGAGAGAGAGAGAGAGAGAGAGGUGAGCCAACACGAAGGUUAUUUUACAUGAGGGAGAGGGAGGAACUGCUUUGGACCAAAAACACUGCCGCUAGAAAAUCCGCAAAGCAAAGAACAGGCUUUGGUUUCAAAGCUGCAAGGAGCUAUAUUCUUCUUCCAAACAUUACAGGAGAGGUGAAGCAUCAUGGGGAAACACAACAGCAAGCUGGCUCCAGAGGUUCUGGACGACCUGACCAAGAACACCGAAUUCAACGAGGCAGAGCUCAAGCAGUGGUACAAAGGCUUCCUCAAAGACUGUCCCUCUGGCAUCCUCAACCUGGAUGAGUUCCAGCAGCUCUAUGUGAAGUUUUUUCCAUAUGGUGAUGCCUCAAAGUUUGCCCAGCAUGCGUUUCGGACAUUUGACAAGAACGGCGAUGGGACCAUCGACUUCAGAGAGUUCAUCUGCGCCCUGUCCAUCACCUCCAGGGGCAGCUUCGAGCAGAAACUCAACUGGGCCUUCAACAUGUAUGAUCUGGACGGGGAUGGGAAAAUCACACGCAUGGAGAUGCUGGAGAUCAUCGAGGCCAUCUACAAGAUGGUCGGCACUGUGAUCAUGAUGCGUAUGAACGAGGACGGGCUGACCCCGCAGCAGCGCGUGGACAAGAUCUUCUCCAAGAUGGACAAGGACCACAAUGAUGAGAUCUCCCUGGAAGAGUUUAAAGAGGCCGCCAAGUCUGACCCCUCCAUUGUCCUACUGCUGCAGUGUGACAUGCAGAAGUAGAGAGAGGGAUGGGUGGAGAAACAGAGGGAGGGAGGGAAGAGUUGAACUGAAACAAGCGAAGGAAGGAGGAUGAGAGAAGAGGGGUUGGGGAAUGAAAGGAGGGACGCAGUUUAGGGAGGAGGAGGUAGGGAAGCUUUUUUCCUUCUUUUUUUGAGGCAGUGAUGAAGUGUUUGAAACAGAGAAGACCUCUGAUUGAUGCCAUUCUUUUCUUCCAGGCCAUCCCACUGUGCAGUACUGUACACUCCUGCAGCAUUUCUGCUUCAGUCUAGCAGGCGUCUUUAUAAAUCCAAUCUGAUGAUCUGUGAAAAGAGGAAAUUGCAGUGCAAUAUAUAUACUGCACCUUCGUCUUAUAUUUCCCAACCUUCUUUGUAAAACAGUGAAUGGUUUGCCCACCCUUUUCAAAAUGUUAAUAUUAAAAGACAGAAUUGCAAAGCAGGUUGCUUCCAAUAGAUGUAAGUUUACAUGGAUUUCAAAUGUCAUGAAAAAAUAGUUUUAAAAAGUAUGCAUAUUCGCUUUUUCUGAAUUACGUCAGAAGAUUGAUACCACUAGUAUAUCUGCUAAAUGUGAAGCUACAAACUGAAAACGGGGAGAGAACUAGCUAGGGGGUAAAUAAAUCUAUUAACCAGUACCAGCACCUCUAAAACUCACUAACAUGAU
Molecule: messenger RNA, 1510 nt
Organism: Sander lucioperca (pikeperch)
Lineage: Eukaryota; Metazoa; Chordata; Actinopteri; Perciformes; Percidae
Product: hippocalcin-like protein 4
Exons: 4
Coding region: 278-853 (191 amino acids)
Molecular function (GO): calcium ion binding
Source: RefSeq, a predicted model, not a curated record